UAUGGCGCCGCCCGUGCCGCUGCGCUGAACAGCUUUACUUUGUCGGUUUCCCAGUUUAGAGAGAGUGGCCCAGUCCACGGAAUGGAGCUACCGAGCCCGGCCAUGGUGCUGGCCGAGGACGAGGAGACCGAGCUGAGCGACUGGAACAUGCCGGCCGCCUUCAUGAAGAAGAGGCACUGCGAGAAGAUCGAGGGCUGCAAAUCGCUGGCACAGAGCUGGAGAAUGAAGGACCGGAUGAAGACAGUGAGUGUGGCCCUUGUCUUGUGUCUCAACGUCGGGGUAGAUCCUCCAGAUGUGGUGAAGACGACCCCCUGCGCCCGUUUGGAGUGCUGGAUUGAUCCUUUGGCUAUGGGUCCUCAAAAAGCCUUGGAAACCAUUGGGGCCAAUCUACAGAAACAAUACGAAAACUGGCAGCCUCGGGCGAGGUACAAGCAAAGUCUAGAUCCAACAGUGGACGAGGUGAAGAAGCUGUGCACGUCCUUGAGACGCAACGCAAAAGAAGAGCGAGUUUUGUUCCAUUAUAAUGGGCAUGGUGUUCCACGUCCCACAGUCAACGGCGAGAUCUGGGUCUUCAACAAGAAUUACACCCAGUAUAUCCCCCUCUCGAUAUACGACCUGCAGACCUGGAUGGGAAGCCCAUCCAUCUUCGUGUACGACUGCUCCAACGCUGGGCUCAUUGUCAAGUCCUUCAAGCAGUUUGCCCUACAGAGAGAACAGGAGCUGGAGGUCGCAGCCAUUAACCCCAGCCACCCACUGGCCCAGAUGCCAUUGCCACCCUCUAUGAAGAACUGCAUCCAGCUGGCUGCAUGUGAUACCACCGAGCUUCUGCCCAUGAACCCCGACCUUCCAGCCGACCUCUUCACCUCUUGUCUAACCACCCCUAUCAAGAUUGCCCUACGAUGGUUUUGCAUGCAGAAAAGCGUGCGGUUGGUCCCCGGCGUCACUCUGGAUCUUAUAGAGAAGAUUCCCGGCCGGUUGAAUGACAGGAGGACACCUCUGGGAGAGCUGAACUGGAUCUUCACUGCAAUCACAGACACCAUAGCAUGGAAUGUCCUGCCCAGAGACCUGUUCCAGAAGCUAUUCCGACAAGACCUCUUGGUCGCCAGCCUCUUCCGCAACUUCCUGUUGGCCGAGAGGAUUAUGAGAUCAUAUAACUGCUCUCCCGUGAGCAGCCCUCGGCUGCCGCCAACCUACAUGCACGCUAUGUGGCAGGCAUGGGAUCUUGCUGUUGAUAUUUGCCUCUCCCAGUUGCCCACGAUCAUUGAAGAGGGCACAGCAUUCCGGCACAGCCCUUUCUUUGCUGAGCAAUUGACUGCAUUCCAGGUCUGGUUGACUAUGGGAGUAGAGAACAGAAACCCCCCAGAACAGCUGCCCAUCGUCUUACAGGUGUUGCUGAGUCAGGUUCAUCGUCUCCGCGCUCUGGACCUCCUGGGAAGGUUCCUGGACCUCGGGCCCUGGGCCGUGAGUCUGGCUCUAUCUGUGGGGAUAUUCCCUUAUGUACUGAAACUUCUGCAGAGCUCCGCGCGGGAGCUGAGGCCUUUGCUCGUUUUCAUCUGGGCCAAGAUCCUGGCUGUGGAUAGUUCUUGCCAGGCGGAUUUGGUGAAAGAUAACGGCCACAAGUAUUUCCUCGCUGUUCUAGCCGAUCCCUACAUGCCGGCUGAACAUCGCACCAUGACCGCCUUCAUUUUGGCUGUGAUUGUAAAUAACUACACCACUGGCCAGGAAGCCUGUCUACAGGGUAACUUAAUUGCCAUCUGCCUGGAACAACUCAACGAUCCGCACCCUCUGCUGCGGCAGUGGGUUGCAAUCUGUCUGGGGCGCAUCUGGCAGAACUUUGAUGCCGCGCGAUGGUGUGGCGUUCGUGACAGCGCCCAUGAGAAGCUCUACAGCCUUCUUUCGGACCCUAUGCCUGAGGUUCGCAGCUCAGCAGUAUUUGCGCUUGGGACCUUUGUUGGGAACUCAGCAGAACGAACGGACCACUCAACGACAAUCGAUCACAACGUCGCCAUGAUGUUGGCGCAGCUUAUCAAUGAUGGAAGUGCGAUGGUUCGCAAGGAGCUGGUGGUGGCUCUCAGCCACCUUGUUGUGCAGUACGAGAGCAACUUCUGCACUGUGGCUCUCCAGUUCAUGGAGGAGGAAAAGAAUUACCCCCUGCCUUCCCCAGCGUCCACUGAGGGGGGCAGCCUGACACCAGUACGGGAGACUCCCAGCACCCCUCGCCUGCGAUCCGUCAGCUCCUACAGCAACAUCCGAGCAGUGACCACUCCGCGAAACCUGAAUAAAUCGCUACAAAACCUCAGUUUGAAUGAAGAGAUGGUGAACGCUGUGGUAUUCUCCCCUGGAAACCUCAGCACAAGCAGCAGCGCAAGCAGCACCCUCGGCAGCCCCGACAAUGAAGAAUACAUCCUGUCCUUCGAGACCAUCGAUAAAAUGAGACGUGUCAGUUCCUACUCGUCUCUGAACUCUCUGAUAGGCGUCUCGUUUAACAGCGUCUACACUCAGCUCUGGAGGGUCCUCCUUCACCUUGCAGCCGACCCGUAUCCAGAAGUGUCCGACCUCGCCAUGAAAGUGCUGAACAGCACUGCGUACAAGGCUACCAUGAGUGCCCGGCCCCAGAGGAUCCUGGACGCGUCGGCCCUUACUCAGUCUGCCCCGGCCAGUCCCACCAAUAAGGGCAUGCACAUCCACCAAGUGGGAGGGUCUCCUCCGACUCCCAGCGCAAGCAGCUCCAGCCUCACCAACGACGUGCCCAAAGCACCAGCCGCUAGGGAGCUUCCUUCCGCCCGGCCUGCCAAUGUCGGCGCCAACAUCGGAGUGCAGUACACCCCUCAUUCUCAUCAGUUUCCCCGAACCCGCAAAAUGUUCGACAAAGGCCCAGACCAGACCGCGGAUGAUGGAGACGAUGGCAUCGCUCACAAGAGCUUUGUUUCAGGGACACUACAGACCGGUUUUGGCGACUGGAGUGCGAAGUACUUUGCCCAGCCGGUUAUGAAGAUGCCGGACGAACACGACAUGGAAAGUCAGGUCCGCAAAGAGCGAGAAUGGCGCUUCAUGCGAAACACGAAGGUCAGGAGACAGGCGCAGACACUAAUACAGAAAGGAGUAUCCCGGUUGGAUGAUCAGAUUUUUAUCAACCGGAAUCCAGGCGUUCCUUCGGUGGUAAAGUUCCAUCCUUUUACUUCAUGCAUUGCGGUGGCCGACAAAGACAGCAUCUGUUUUUGGGACUGGGAGAAGGGAGAGAAACUGGACUAUUUCCACAAUGGCAACCCACGUUAUACUCGAAUAACAGCGAUGGAGUAUUUAAAUGGACAGGACUGCUCCCUGCUGCUCAGUGCCACAGAUGAUGGUGCCAUCCGAGUGUGGAAGAAUUUUGAUGAUCUAGAGAAAAAUCCAGAGAUGGUGACGGCAUGGCAGGGUCUGUCGGACAUGUUGCCGACUACGCGAGGCGGGACACGAAGGGUUUCCAUCCAUCUUGACAGGAGUAAGCAAGGCGGGGCCGGGAUGGUUGUGGAUUGGGAGCAAGAAACCGGUCUGCUCUUCACGUCCGGCGAUGUACGAAUUCUUCGGAUAUGGGACACAGACAGGGAAAUUAAAGUCCAGGAUAUACCCACCGGCGCAGACAGCUGCGUUACCAGCCUUUCCUGUGAUUCCCACCGUUCCCUUAUCGUAGCCGGGCUGGGAGACGGAUCCGUGAGAGUGUUUGACCGCAGGAUGGCAUCGAACGAAUGCCGCGUGAUGACUUACCGUGAGCACACGGCCUGGGUGCUAAAGACUCACCUCCAAAAACAUUCGGACGGCAGCAUCAUGAGCGUUAGUGUGAACGGAGACAUCCGUUACUUUGACCUGAGGAUGCCCGAAUCGCUCAACGUGCUUCAAAUCGUAAAGGGUCUCACUGCGCUGGACUUCCACCCGCAGGCGAACCUGUUUGCAUGUGGUUCUAUGAACCAGUUUAUUGCCAUUUACAAUGGAAGCGGAGAAGUGAUCAGCAACAUCAAAUACUACGACGGAUUCAUGGGGCAGAGGAUAGGAGCCAUAAGCUGUUUGGCCUUCCAUCCACACUGGCCCCACUUAGCUGUUGGCAGUAACGAUUAUUACAUGUCUAUUUACUCUGUUGAAAAGAGAGCGAGAUAACCUCUGCGAGAAGAUUCAAGGACCUGCCAUGUGGCCUCUUCCUGUGUAUAUAUAAGAACGAUGACCCCAGGUCAUGGCAUUCAAUUGCUGCUGCUUAGAACUUGAAGAACAUUCUUUGAAAGGACAAAGCGAAUGAACCCAGGACAGGACGUAAACCUUUCCCCCACCUUUCCUCUUAUUCAUGUUCUUAGUUCGCGUUGCUUUAUCUUUCAGAGGCUCAGGUGAGGGGAACCUUUUAAGUUUGCUGGUUUUUCAGGUUGGGGUAGAAGAUGGUAGGUGUUUUUAGCUGUGAAUUUUGGUUUGAGUCCCUACUCCUUCCUGCUGCCCUCAUAGCUGCUACUCUGGACUCCUCUGCAUCCUCCUGAGGGCUCUUGUAGAUGAACUCCGUCGGGAUCUCCUACGUAGAGCACUCAGGAUUUUAUCCCGGUGGUCAGAGCAAAAAAGUUCUCCCUCCUCCUCUAAAGACCUCAUAUACUCAACUUCUGGACUCCAGCCUUUCCUCCACGGUCCCCUUCUGCUCGUGUCACGGACUCUAUUGGCUUCUCAAGAGAACACAUCCUCACAAAUGUAGAAAAAUCCCCACUGAAGGUCCGGAGUUCACUGAAAAAGAACGCAGUUCCAUCCAUCUCAUGCAACCUUUACCGAUUCAGAGAGGCCCGGGAUAG
Messenger RNA from Spea bombifrons (plains spadefoot toad), 4796 nucleotides. RefSeq names its product regulatory associated protein of MTOR complex 1 (gene RPTOR). Lineage: Eukaryota; Metazoa; Chordata; Amphibia; Anura; Pelobatidae. Gene Ontology annotation, cellular component: cytoplasm; TORC1 complex. The record is from RefSeq and is a predicted model, not a curated record. The transcript is spliced from 35 exons. Bases 82 to 4131 code for a protein of 1349 amino acids. Gene Ontology annotation, molecular function: protein binding; protein-macromolecule adaptor activity. Gene Ontology annotation, biological process: positive regulation of cell growth; positive regulation of protein serine/threonine kinase activity; regulation of autophagy.